GGAGGGACCGUCGGCUGGGAGGGUGGAGAGCAGACAGACCGCCGAAUGGGACAGACAGGAGCGAGAGGGAGAGAUGGGGAGGCAGACUGGGAGGUCAGUCAGGGCAAGCAGGAGGCCUGGAGCCCAGACGGGCGGCAGCGGGAGCGAUGAAGGGACAGUCAGAGACACUGAGAAACCGAGACCCACAGACAGAGACAGAGAGACAAAUGCCGGUAGGUGACCCUAAAAGGCCUGGGACCCCCAGGGAGUCGGCGGGGACCCAGAGAUGCACACACCCCGGGACCUCAACAGAGGCUGCUCGAGGGAAACUGAGGCAGAGAGCCCAAGGAGGUGUUUGCUGCCUGGUCCUGGUCGCGCUGAGCCUGUGGCCAGAUAGAGCUGCUGCCCCAGGGCCACCUCCUGGCCCCCCAAGGGCCUCCGCAGACCCUCGGGCUGAGCUGGACAGCGCCGUUCUCCUGACGCGCUCUCUCCUGGCGGACACUCGGCAACUGGCCGCACAGCUGAGAGACAAAUUUCCAGCCGACGGAGACCACAACUUGGAUUCCCUCCCCACCUUGGCCAUGAGUGCGGGGGCUCUGGGAGCCUUGCAGCUCCCCGGUGUGCUGACACGGCUGCGGGCAGACUUGUUUUCCUACCUGAGGCAUGUGCAAUGGCUGCGCCGGGCAGGAGGCCCUUCCCUGCGGACCCUGGAGCCUGAGCUGGGGGCCCUGCAGGCCAGGUUGGACCGGCUGCUGCGCCGGCUGCAGCUCCUGAUGUCCCGUCUGGCGCUGCCCCAGGCGCCCCCAGACCCGCCAGCACCCCCCCUGGCCCCGCCGGCCUCAGCCUGGGGAGGCAUCCGGGCAGCCCACGCCAUUCUCGGGGGGCUGCACCUGACGCUGGACUGGGCCGUGAGGGGUUUGCUGCUGCUCAAGACUCGGCUGUGAGCCACCAGCCACAGCCACCAGCAUUCUUCACCACCAGACCUUAUUUAUUUAUUUAUUUUGGGACUGGGGGCAUGGCAGCCAGAGGACCUCGUCCCCAUUAUCUCCCUUAGUUAGAGAUGGUUCCUCCAGGAGACCUGGGUGGGGGCAUCUGUGCCUUAUUUAUACUUAUUUAUUUCAGGGGGUGGGUUGGAGGCAGGUGAACUUGGAGAUCCCCAGGGGAAAGAAACUGGGGUCCUGGAUUCUUGGGUCUCUAAGAAGUCUGGCCACAGUGCCUCCCUGGAUUCUUGGGUCUCUAAGAAGUCUGGCCACAGUGCCCCCACUCCUCUGGGCCUGAGCAGGAGCACAUACUAUUUAUUAAACAAUUACUUUUUGUGUUGGGGUGGGGAGGGAGUGGGGAAGGAGGCCUGGGUUUUUGUACAAAAAUGUAAAAAACCUUUGUGAGAUGGAGAAGGGGGAAUUAAAUUAGACAUACACAUCCACUUAGAGGUAGUUUCUCUGAGGGCUGGGGGCUGGAUGCUGGGGCCCCUGGGGAUGGGGGAGAGAGGGAUCCUGAGCGGGCAUGACCACAGAGGGAAGACUGUCAGUGCCCUGAGGGACAAAUUCUGAGCCUCACCUGGUGCCCAGCACUUCGUAGGCACUCAAUAAAGAUUUAAUGGAAGGUUCUAGAAGGUCACCCUGACUGAUAGUACUCAUGCAAGACAAAACUGCACACUGAAGGUUGUUCAUGAUGGCAGUGUUCACAACAGCAACUCAAAAUCAACCUACAUGUCCGACAGUGGGGGAUAGUUAAAUAAAUUACAGCCAGUGUAACGGAACAGCCAUGACCAGCCACCAAGAACUAUGCUACAGAGGCGGCUUCACACACAGAAAAAGCGGGCUGCAAACCAUGGCGUGAUCCCUAUUUUGUGUUUCUCUUUCUCUCUCUGUAUAUGGAUUAAAAAAUAUCCUAGAAGGAACUAUGCCAAAA
Pteropus alecto (black flying fox) is the source of this 1890-nucleotide messenger RNA. RefSeq names its product interleukin 11 (gene IL11). Gene Ontology annotation, molecular function: cytokine activity; growth factor activity. The record is from RefSeq and is a predicted model, not a curated record. Lineage: Eukaryota; Metazoa; Chordata; Mammalia; Chiroptera; Pteropodidae. The transcript is spliced from 5 exons. Gene Ontology annotation, biological process: positive regulation of cell population proliferation; positive regulation of MAPK cascade. Bases 147 to 923 code for a protein of 258 amino acids. Gene Ontology annotation, cellular component: cytoplasm.